AUGGCGGCGUUCGGAUUCCUCAGUUAUGAACAGCGGCCGCUUAAACGGCCCCGGCUCGGCCCUCCGGAUGUUUACCCGCAGGACCCCAAACAGAAAGAGGAUGAGUUGACUGCAGUGAAUGUAAAGCAGGGUUUUAAUAAUCAGCCUGCUUUCUCUGGAGACGAACAUGGCUCGGCCAGGAACAUUGUCAUCAACCCAGCAAAGAUAGGGGCCUAUUUUAGCAGCAUCUUGGCAGAGAAGCUUAAACUCAACACUUUUCAAGACACAGGGAAGAAGAAACCUCAGGUGAAUGCCAAAGAUAAUUACUGGCUUGUGACUGCUCGCUCCCAGAAUGCAAUUCACAUCUGGUUCACGGAUCUUGCAGGAAAUAAACCUUUGACGAUUUUAGCCAAAAAGGUCCCCAUCCUUAGCAAGAAGGAAGAAGCCUUUGCUUACCUGGCCAAGUAUUCUGUGCCAAUGUUGAGGGGGGCAUGGCUGAUAAAGAUGACUUGCGCUUAUUAUGCUGCUAUUUCUGAAGCCAAGAUUAAGAAGCGACAGGCCACAGAUCCCAACCUUGAAUGGACUCAGAUUUUGACAAGGUACCUUCGCGAACAGCUGGCUAAAAUUGCUGAAUAUUAUCACGGGCCUUCUGGUCAAGGUCCUCCAUCUGCAACAACAGUGCCUCCGGAGGUGGAUCAAGCAAUAAAACAGUGGGAGUACAAUGAGAAGCUGGCAUUUUACAUGUUCCAGGAUGGGAUGUUGGAGAGACACGAGUAUUUGACCUGGAUCCUGGAUGUCCUAGAAAAGGUCAGACCGGCAGAUGAUGAACUCCUUAAGUUGCUGUUGCCACUAAUGCUCCAGUACUCUGAAGAGUUUGUGCAGUCGGCUUAUCUGUCCCGUCGCCUUGCUUAUUUCUGUGCCAGGAGGCUUUCUGUUCUUCUCAGUGAAAACACUUCCAAUCCUGUUCCUGCACAUUCACCUCAUAUGAUCAUUGGACCAAAUAACGCUCCCCUGGCUGCCCCCAGUCCUGCCGCUCCAGCUGUAGUGAUGAGUCCGGUGCGGUCGGCCUUCUCAGAUUUCCAUUCAUGCCCUCAGCAUCGUCCUUUAGUUUAUGGCCUGAGCUGCAUGUUGCAGACAAUAACCUUGUGUUGCCCUAGUGCCUUGGUGUGGAAUUAUUCCAUGAAUGAUAGCAAAAGCAGCAAUCCUGGCUCACCUCUCGAUCUGCUCCAUGUGGCCCCAUCCUGUUUACCUAUGCCGGGGGGUAAUUCUGUCUUCAAUCAGCAGGUCCGAGCCAAAAUUUAUGAAGUGGAGCAGCAGAUCAAGCAGCGAGGACGUGCGGUGGAAGUGCGAUGGUCUUUUGACAAAUGUCAGGAAUCUACUGCAGGCUUCACAAUCAGUAAGGUCCUGCACACGUUGGAAGUACUGGAUCGUCACUGCUUUGACAGAUCUGAUUCCAGCAACUCCCUAGAUAGCCUAUACCACAAAAUCUUUGGGUCAAGCCAGAGCAAGGACAGCCAAGAGCAAAUUGCACCUAAUGACGAGGCAGUCGUGACAUUACUGUGUGAGUGGGCAGUGAGUUGCAAACGGUGUGGGAAACACAGAGCUAUGGCAGUGGCAAAACUCCUGGAGAAGAGGCAGGCUGAAAUUGAGGCAGAGCGAUGUGGAGAGUCAGAAGUCCUGGAUGAAAAGGAGUCAAUUUCCUCUGUGUCACUUACCGGAUCUAGCCUUCCUGUAUUUCAGAACAUUCUACUUAGGUUUCUGGAUACUCAAGCUCCUGUAUUAACUGACCUGAAUAAUGAAAAUGAGAAAGCAGAGUUUGUGAAUCUCGUGCUGCUAUUCUGUGAGUUCAUCCGCCAUGAUGUCUUCUCGCAUGAUGCGUACAUGUGCACACUCAUAUCCCGUGGGGACCUCACCUCAGUCACCACUGCAGCAAGACCUCGAUCACCGACUGUAGACAAUUCGGAGGAAAACUACUCAAAGGAGCAUGAUGACAGCCUUCAUGGUGUAAAGCUGGAGGAUCACGGACUUGGAGAGCACAUGGACACGGAUUCGGGACCUGCAAAUUUAUUUGAUGAAGUGGAUAAGAAUGACUUCAAAGCAGACUUUGGACCCGAGUUCGCGAUUUUCUCUCCAAUGCCUGGGGAUUCUUUGACCUGUGACCAUAAUGCAAAUCCUUCCUUAGAACAAAGUGCCACAAAAGAUGAAAAGCCAAUCAGGAAAGAGAAGGAGAAAGAGCUGAUCUUCCCAUGCACAUACGAGCACCCUCGACACCUUCAAUAUGCCACUCACUUCCCCAUCCCCCAGGAUGAGACUUCAAGUCACGAAUGCAAUCAGCGAAUUAUUCUUCUCUAUGGAGUGGGGAAGCAGAGGGAUGAAGCCCGGCACCAACUGAAAAAGAUUAUCAAAGAUAUUCUGAAAAUACUGAACAAGAAAAGCACAGCAGAAACCACUGGCGAUGAAGGACAAAAAUCAAAGAGAACCAAACAGGAAACCCCUCUAACCCUAGAGACUAUUUUUGCCAAACUUCAACAACUGUCCUAUUUCGACCAACAUCAGGUGACAUCUCAGAUUUCCAGUAAUGUCCUGGAACAAAUCACCAGCUUUGCCUCAGGAACUUCAUACCAUCUGCCUUUGGCUCACCACAUCCAGCUCAUCUUUGAUAUGAUGGAGUGUGCCCUUAAUAUCAAUGGUCUUAUUGACUUUGCUAUCCAGUUGCUGAAUGAACUGAGUGUAGUGGAAGCGGAGUUGUUGCUGAAAUCCUCGAGCCUGGCUGGGAGCUACACCACGGGACUGUGCCUCUGCAUUGUGGCCGUUCUACGACGCUACCAUUCUUGUCUUGUGCUCAACCCUGACCAGACGGCGCAAGUGUUUGAAGGGCUAUGUGGGGUAGUAAAGCAUGUUGUCAAUCCUUCAGAAUGCUCCUCUCCCGAAAGAUGCAUUCUGGCCUACCUGUAUGACCUUUAUGUAUCUUGCAGCCACUUAAGAAGCAAGUUUGGUGACCUUUUCAGUAGCGCCUGUUCAAAGGUUAAGCAGACCAUUUACAGCAACGUGCAGCCCUCCAACUCCAACUUGCUGUGGGAUCCAGACUUCAUGUUAGAUUUCAUCGAGAACCCGUCAGCUCAUAACGUCAACUACUCCAUGCUGGGAAAGAUCCUUAGCGAUAAUGCAGCAAAUCGCUACAGCUUUGUGUGCAAUGCACUCAUGAAUGUAUGCAUGGGACAUCAGGACACUGACAGAAUCAAUGAUAUAGCUAAUCUCUGUGCUGAGCUGACAGCAUGCUGUACUGUACUAAGUUCUGAAUGGCUUGGUGUUCUUAAGGCUCUUUGCUGCUCCUCAAACCAUGUCUGGGGAUUCAAUGAUCUGCUCUGCAGUGUGGAUGUGAGUGAUCUUUCUUUCCAUGACUCUUUGGCUACGUUUAUCGCCAUUCUAAUCGCACGUCAGUGCUUCUCGCUGGAGGAUGUGGUGCAGCAUGUCGCACUUCCCUCGCUUCUAGCAGCAGCAUGUGGUGAUCCAGAUGCAGAACCAGGGGCCAGGAUGACAUGCAGACUUUUGCUGCAUUUGUUCAGAACACCACAAGUCAGCCCUUUCCCUCAGACUAAUGGUAAAGUUGCUCCUGGAAUACGUUCGUCCUGUGACCGCCAUCUUUUAGCUGCAGCACACAACAGUAUAGAAGUGGGGGCUGUGUUUGCAGUUCUGAAAGCAAUUCUGAUGCUAGGUGAUGCUGAAUUAGGCAGCAAUAAUGUUAAUUCCUCCAACACCGAUGACUUCACUGUGACCAGUCUGCUGGCUCCCAUCAGUAUCCUCGAUGACAUUACUGAAGAUGACGUUCUGAGUUCCACCAAAAACCCCAAGUCAAUCAGGCGCACUGUUUCCAUAGAAACUGCCAACCUGAGUGAAUAUGCCAGGUUUGUGCUUAGGACCAUCUGCCAGCAGGAGUGGGUGGGGGAGCAUUGCUUAAAGGAGCCUGAGAGGCUGUGUACAGAUAAGGAUCUAAUACUUGACCCAGUGCUCUCAAACAAACAGGCAAGGCAACUCCUGCAGCUUAUCUGUUAUCCCCAUGGCCUUAAGGAAUAUGUGGAAGGAGACAAUCCUCAGCGUCAACAUGUCAAACACAUCCUUCAGAAUUUGGACCAGUGGACUCUGAGACAAUCGUGGUUGGAGCUCCAGCUAAUGAUCAAACAAUGUAUGAAGGAGCCUGGUCCUGCAUCAGUUGCUGAGAUGAACUCGUUGUUGGAAAAUAUCGCCAAAGCCACCAUUGAGGUCUUCCAGCAAUCUGCUGAGCUGAACAGCAGUGUUGUGACAUCUGGAAUUGGGCUGUUUAACCCGAGCAAUAACUGCAACAAUGGAAACAGCAACCCAAGACAGAAUGGCAAAAAGACAUUCCUCAGCUGUUCAGAGAGGAAAGGAGUUUGGCUAGUGGCACCGCUGAUUGCAAAACUGCCCACAUCCGUUCAGGGUCGAGUGCUGAAGGCAGCUGGAGAAGAACUCGAGAAGGGUCAACACUUGGGCUCAUCGUCUAAAAAGGAAAGAGACAGGCAAAAGCAGAAAAGCAUGUCACUGUUGAGCCAACAGCCAUUCCUGUCCUUGGUCCUCACCUGCCUCAAGGGGCAGGACGAGCAGAGAGAAGGCUUGCUGACCUCCUUGCAAAAUCAGAUCAACCAGAUUUUGAGUAACUGGCGGGAAGAACGUUACCAGGAUGACAUAAAAGCCCGACAGAUGAUGCAUGAAGCCCUGCAGCUGCGUUUGAAUCUGGUUGGUGGGAUGUUUGACACUGUCCAGCGCAGUACCCAAUGGACCACAGAUUGGGCUCUACUGCUUCUUCAGAUAAUUACCUCAGGAACUGUUGAUGUGCAGACUAACAAUGAACUCUUCACCACCGUGCUAGACAUGCUAGGGGUUUUAAUCAAUGGGACCCUGGCAUCAGAUCUAUCCAGUGCCUCCCAAGGAGGAUCCGAAGAAAACAAACGGGCCUACAUGAAUUUAGUGAAGAAAUUAAAGAAAGAACUUGGUGAUAAACACUCAGAAAGCAUCGACAAAGUACGUCAGCUGCUGCCGUUACCAAAGCAAACCUGUGAUGUCAUUACUUGUGAGCCAAUGGGAUCUUUGAUUGACACGAAAGGCAACAAAAUUGCGGGAUUUGACUCCAUUGACAAAAAACAGGGUCUUCAGGUGUCAACAAAACAGAAGGUUAAUCCUUGGGAUUUAUUUGAGGGGCAUAAGAAUCCAGCCCCACUUUCCUGGGCCUGGUUUGGUACAGUGCGUGUUGAUCGGAAAGUCAUCAAGUAUGAAGAUCAACAUCAUCUUCUCUUGUAUCACACACAUCCCAAACCAAAACCAAGAAGCUACUACCUGGAGCCUUUACCACUCCCUCCGGAAGAUGAAGAGGAACCUCCCACACCGGUCUCCCUGGAUUCUGAGAAGAAGCCAAUUGAAGUUGCUGAUCAGAACAAAAACACCCAGGAGGAGGAGAAAAAAACUAAGAGCAGAAAAAGAAAGCCCAAAUCUUCAACGUCAAGAACAGAGGAUUAUCAACAAAACAGUGCUUACAGAGUGCCUCCAAAUUACACACCAAUGUCUUCGCAGAUGAUGCACCAUCCCCAGGCAGCACCUUCGUGGGGCUACAAUCUCAUGGGCCAGCCACAGCAGACAGGAUUCUAUUUUCAAAACCAGCCGCUUCCGCCAGGAGGACCCCGGUUGGAUCCGACAGGUCAGUUCACACCCACAAACACCAAGCAGGCCCUCACUAACAUGUUGCAGCGGCGCUCUGGUUCCAUGAUGCAGCCUCCCUCCAUGCCCACCAUCUCUCCUCAGCAACAGUUGCUGCAGAUGAAGCUCUUGCAGCAGCAACAACAGCAGCGCCUCCUCCGGCAGCAGGUGCAAGCCCGGCCGUUCCAACAGGGCCAGCCAGUUGACCAGAGUGGUCUUUAUGCCCAGCAGGUUCGACCUGCCCAGCUUCCACAGUACCCUGGUAUGCAGCAAACACAGGCUCUGCCCCAUGGAUACACAGCAUACAGUACUCAGAUGCCUUUGCAACAGCAAGCUGGAAAUGGCAUGCUGUCGCCCAACUACAGUGCCAGGCCAUAUCAGGCUGCUCACUCUAACCCAGCUCUCGUGGACCGGAUCAGGCAAAUGCAGCAGCAGCCUAGUGGCUAUAUUCACCAGCAAGCCUCUCCCUACCCACCAAACCUUCAGGGCACUCAACGGCUCACCCACCAACCUUUGCAGCAGAGCACUUUGAUGUCAGCUGGACUUGAUCAUAUGACAUCAGGCCCACAUGCAAAUCUUGGUUCAGUCCAACUCUCACAGGAACAGAUGAGACAACGACAGCAACAGCUUCGACAGCAGCGACUCCUACAGAUGCAGCAGCAACAGCAGCAACAACAACAGAGUCAGCAGACACUGGGGAUACAAGCAGCACAAUCGCAGCAAGCACUGUUUUCCAGACAGGGUAUGCAACAGACCCAACAGCAGCAACAGACAGCGGCGCUGGUUCGACAGCUGCAAAAGCAGCUCUCCAGUAAUCAGCCUCAGCAGCCAUCAAAUCCAUACAGCCAUCCUCCCCAUUACUGAAUCUUGGAACGAAGCACAGACCAGACAGUCCCUGGAGAACAAUGAAGACCAAUGUACCUGACCAAGCUCCCUGUGGGGGUUUUUGUUAAUUGUUCACCCCAACAUUCUUUUUUUGUUAUUACUUUUGGGUUUUUUUAAACAUUAUUUCAACACAUGCUUUUUUUUUCCCCCCCUGUGAUGUAGCUGAUGUGAAUAAAUAAUGUAAAGUGAGAGUAGAUUAUUUUAUUUAAAAAGAAAAAGAAAUUGAAGUUUUACAAUGAGACGUGUUUCUUGGAUCUUGUAGGUCCUGUAAAAAAAAGCUGCUGGAAUUUUUUUCUCUGUUUAUUGUUUUUGCUAAAAGUCAAUUUUGGUGCUUUUAGCUGAUCAACAACGGAAUGUUCUAGUAUAAAUGGAAUUUAUUUAUUUGUUUGCAAAGACUCCCUUAUGAUGCACUGGACCAAAAUAAUGGUUUAUAUGAAUGAAUUUGACUAUAAGAUAGGCUGUCUACAGAUGUGUGGCCGCAGAUGCUUUGUGCUUUUCAGUGGCUUGCAUUCUUGAGCCUCAUAAGGACGUGGCAAAGCUGUUCAUUUAAACUGUCAAUUUUGCCUAGAUUUGUAAUUUUACAUGAGCACUUUUUAAGAAGAAGCAAAGAAGUUUGUUAAAUAAUAAAACUAUUUUUCCCCUAUGAUGAUGAUGAUACGAUUGUACGGUACCUCUGAGCAGCUCUGUUGUGUGUGGUUGAGUUUGGUAUUUAUAUGUUCUGUUCAGAUUGAUGAGCUACAAUGAAGGAUAAAGAUGAUGGUUGCAACUUGAAAUCUAAUAAACCAACAAUUAACAUCA
This is a messenger RNA of Carcharodon carcharias (great white shark), 7368 nucleotides long. Its product is annotated as mediator of RNA polymerase II transcription subunit 12-like protein. Gene Ontology annotation, biological process: regulation of transcription by RNA polymerase II. The transcript is spliced from 44 exons. Gene Ontology annotation, molecular function: transcription coactivator activity; beta-catenin binding. Lineage: Eukaryota; Metazoa; Chordata; Chondrichthyes; Lamniformes; Lamnidae. The record is from RefSeq and is a predicted model, not a curated record. The coding region runs from base 1 to 6549 and encodes 2182 amino acids. Gene Ontology annotation, cellular component: mediator complex.